ACUCUUCUUGUUAAUGGAAAAGGAAUUGAAGUGGACACGGACACGUCUCAUCAAUUGAACUCUACAAACGCUGACGCAACCCAAGCAGUGCCGUCUCGACUCACUUUCCUCUUCCAUUUCAAAAACAAAAGCAGUUGUCCCCGUUCCAGUUCCCAUUGGUUAAUGGGAACAUUGAAUGAUCGAUCAAUUUUUUUUUAGUAUUUAUUUAGAGUUCAAAUUCUCCAGAGAGAAAAAGAAAAAGAAAAAAAACAACAACAAUGGCUUCUACAGAUGGUCUGGUCCCAAUAACCAGGGCUUAUCUCGCUUCUUAUUACGACAAAUACCCAUUUUCACCUCUCUCUGAUGACGUCUCUCGCAUUUCCUCUCAGAUUCGUUCUUCCGCUAACGAUUUGCUCAACCACCUUCCUCCCACUCAAGAUGAAAGCUUGUUGGUACAUGAAGCAGACCGUGAGCCUCCCCAUAAAAUCGAUGAGAACAUGUGGAAGAAUCGAGAACAUAUGGAAGAAACGCUUUUUUUACUUGAAACUUCUAAUUGGCCAGCAGUGCUUCAGCAGCAGUCCACACCGGAUGAUGUUGAGUUUGCGACUGUUUUCAGUCAGCUCAAAGAUAAAAUUCAAAACACUUUGAAGAUUUUGGAGUUUUUCCAACAUAAGAAUUCUGAUCGUGUGUUCGAUACUGUUAUGACCUAUAUGCCUCAAGAUUUUCGGGGAACACUUAUUAGACAACAGCGGGAGCGCUCAGAGAGGAAUAAACAAGCAGAGGUUGAUGCUUUGGUAAAUUCUGGUGGAAGUAUACGCGAUAGAUAUGCUCUUUUGUGGAGGCAACAGAUGGAAAGGAGGAGACAGUUAGCUCAACUUGGUUCGGCCACGGGUGUCUACAAAACCCUUGUGAAGUACUUGGUUGGAGUUCCACAGGUUUUGCUAGAUUUUCUUCAGCAAAUUAAUGAUGAUGACGGGCCCAUGGAAGAGCAACGGCAACGUUAUGGGCCGCCUUUGUACAGUCUUACAACAAUGGUUAUCUCUAUUCGUCUCUUUCUUUUGGUAUUAUGGGGGCGGUUUGAUGCAGGAAAUUCAAAGAGGCAACAGGUAGCUGUCUUGGAAAAAGCUAUUGAUGUCUAUACAUCCGAGUUUGAAAGGUUCAUCAAAUUUAUGGGUGAGGUCUUUGCAAAUUCUCCCUUCUUAGUAUCAGCAGAGGUUGCCGGUGCAUUAGAAGCAGGGAAAGGCGAUGACUACAAAGAAAUAAGUGUUCCAGCUGGAAGAACUCAUGAGGUUUCUUUGAUAGUGGACUCGGUGAACUCAUAUAUUGCUUGGGAUUUCUCUUUGGUGCAAGGCAAGAUGAACAUGGAUAUCGGAUUUAGUGUGGAGUUUACAAAUUCUUCUGGAGAAAAAAGUUUGAUAUUACCUUACCGGCGCUAUGAGUCUGACCAAGGAAACUUCUGCACGUGUAUGGUGGGAAACUAUAAAUUGAGUUGGGACAACUCAUAUUCAACCUUUUUUAAGAAGAUGCUUCGCUACAAGGUGGAUUGCAUACCUCCAGUCGUAGAGCCAGUGCAGUCUGUGACUGAAGAGUGAGGAUGAGAGGAUCUCUCCUUGGAUGUAUUAUUACCCUUCAUUAAUGAUGCUUAAUGAUUUCUGUCAUUCAUCUGUAUUAUUUUUUAUUUAAAAUACCUCUUUUCAUUGCAUCUCCUGAGGAUUGUUCUUACUCAGUUCCAUCAUCAGGAUUUGCUACAAUUGUUUCAGCGAAGAAUCUUGUAAUGUUUGUAUAUUAUCGGGUAAGCUGACAAAGUUGAUUCUUAAAUACUAAAUGAUGAUGUCAUGUUCUAAGAGCA
Quercus robur (English oak) is the source of this 1828-nucleotide messenger RNA. RefSeq lists its product as uncharacterized. NCBI's taxonomy places the organism in Eukaryota, Viridiplantae, Streptophyta, Magnoliopsida, Fagales, Fagaceae. The transcript is spliced from 15 exons. Bases 258 to 1571 code for a protein of 437 amino acids. The record is from RefSeq and is a predicted model, not a curated record.